Messenger RNA from Ziziphus jujuba (common jujube), 814 nucleotides. RefSeq lists its product as uncharacterized. The transcript has a single exon. Lineage: Eukaryota; Viridiplantae; Streptophyta; Magnoliopsida; Rosales; Rhamnaceae. The record is from RefSeq and is a predicted model, not a curated record. The coding region runs from base 122 to 631 and encodes 169 amino acids.
UGAGCAACAAACAGUCAAAACUCCAUAUUAUAUAUAUACCCGAAACGGAUCACCCCAAAACGCAGCGAUUAAAAUUAAAGGUAGUUGAUUUCCCACCUAGAAUACCCAAUUAUCUUCUUCAAUGGCAAAAUUUCCUUACAUAUUCACUCUCUUCUUCCUUUUGACCAUCUCGUUCUCAAUCCCAUCAUCGGCUUCUUCUCUAAAUGCCAAUCUCACAGCUUACGAAGUUCUGGAAUCAUACGAUUUCCCGGUGGGUCUUCUUCCAAAAGGCGUAUUGGGCUAUGACUUGGACAGCUCCACAGGCAAAUUCUCUGUGUAUUUAAACGGAACGUGCACAUUUAGCCUAGAAUCCUACGAACUCAAGUACAAGUCAACCAUUACUGGGGUUAUAUCCAAAGACAAGCUCUCCAGCUUAUCCGGAAUCAAAGUAAAGGUUUUAAUACUCUGGUUGAACAUUGUCAAAGUCACUCGUGACGGUGAUGAGCUCGAUUUCUCUGUCGGAAUCGCCUCCGCCGACUUUCCGGUCAGUAAUUUUGCUGAAAGUCCCACUUGUGGAUGUGGAUUUGAUUGUGUUAAUGGGAUUGAUGUUGCAAAGAAUGGAAAAUCUAAUCGUUUUGUGUCUUCCGCUUAGUAAGUAGUAAGUUUAGAUGGACGGAUAAAUAAAUUCCUGUAAUAUUUAUGUUAUAGUCUCGAUUGCCAAACUAGCAGAUAAUCUAUUUCAGUCUAGUUGGAAAUAAAUAAAUAUGUUUACUUAAUGGUACUUGGCUGUUAUCUCCUCCGUUCCAAUUGAAGAACUUUUUACCAUUUUAGCUUA